Papilio xuthus (Asian swallowtail) is the source of this 1600-nucleotide messenger RNA. RefSeq names its product retinal dehydrogenase 1-like. NCBI's taxonomy places the organism in Eukaryota, Metazoa, Arthropoda, Insecta, Lepidoptera, Papilionidae. Bases 82 to 1542 code for a protein of 486 amino acids. Gene Ontology annotation, molecular function: oxidoreductase activity, acting on the aldehyde or oxo group of donors, NAD or NADP as acceptor. The record is from RefSeq and is a predicted model, not a curated record. The transcript has 11 exons.
AAACGAACGCUAUAUAACCGCGGAGUCGUUUUUCGUAUCGAAGGUACGAUUUCUGUUUUUCAAGACGUGCAAUCAAAAAAAAUGGCACCGCAAAUUAAAUAUACAAAGCUGUUCAUCGACAACCAGUGGGUGGACGCCGUCAGUGGCAAAACUUUCGAUACCUACAGCCCUCAUGACGGCUCCGUUAUCGCUAAAGUGGCUGAGGGUGAUGAGGCUGACAUCAACCUAGCUGUAGCGGCGGCAAAACGUGCCUUCCACCGUAACUCUGAAUGGCGGCUGCUAGACGCGGCGCAGCGCGGUGCCAUACUGUACAAAUUCGCAGACCUGGUGCAACGCGACGUUGAGUACCUCGCUGAACUAGAAUCCUAUAACAAUGGAGCUGUGCUGUCCUUCUCAAAAAAUAUUACUCAAUCCGGCGUACAGUCAAUCCGUUACUUAGCCAGUUUGGCUGACAAAAUUCAAGGCGACACUAUUCCCUUAAGUGGCGAAGUGUUCUCCUACACUCUGAAGCAACCCGUAGGCGUGUGCGGACUAAUUUUGCCAUGGAACGUACCUAUGUUGAUGUUCAUCAACAAAGUCGUCACUGCCCUUGCUGCUGGUUGCACGGUGGUUGUGAAACCCGCGGAGCAGACACCGCUGACUGCACUCGCGUUGGCCGCGCUAUUGCAGGAGGCCGGCGUACCGGCGGGUGUUGUUAAUAUCGUCAAUGGCUUUGGUGUCGGAGCCGGCACAGCGCUCACCCACCACCGAGAUGUCGCUAAAAUCUCAUUCACUGGAUCUAUGGAAGUAGGCAAGCUAAUCCAGCAAGCCGCGGGCGCCACCAACCUAAAGCGCGUCACACUCGAGCUUGGCGGCAAGAGUCCCCUCAUCAUCAUGAACGACGCAGACUUGAAUAUCGCUAUUCCUUACGCUGCGUUUGGUGUCUUCACUCAUCAAGGACAAAUAUGCGUUGCCGCGUCUCGUCUCUACGUCCAGUCAGACAUCUAUGAUAAAUUCGUUCAGGGUGCUGUCGAAUUCGCUAAGCAGAGGACAGUUGGAAAUCCUAAUGACCCCGCUACACAACAAGGACCUCAGAUUGAUGGAGAGAUGAUGAACAAAGUGCUUGGAUAUAUUGAGAAGGGUAAGAAGGAGGGAGCAAAGCUGAUGACAGGAGGCAAGCGCAUUGGCAACUCAGGUUUCUACAUCGAGCCGACAGUCUUUGCAGAUGUCACUGAUGAUAUGACCAUCGCCAAGGAAGAGAUCUUCGGACCCGUACAAAGUAUCCUUAAGUUCGACACACUUGAAGAGGUCAUCGACAGAGCUAAUGCCACCAACUAUGGUCUUUCUGCGGGUAUCUUCACAACCAACUUAAAUACAGCUCUACAGUUCAGCAAACACGCUGAAGCAGGAGUUGUAUGGGUUAACACUUACUUGGCUAGCGGUCCCCAGGCUGUCUUCGGUGGUUUCAAGGAUUCAGGUCUCGGAAGGGAAAAUGGUCUACACUGCGUGGACGCUUACUUGGAAGUGAAGACUGUUACCAUAAACCUGCCGAAGAAAUUUUAAAUUAUUGCAUCUCUUAUGAUUAAGUUUAAUUAUCUGUUACGUUUUAUCAGAUUUUAAU